Diaporthe batatas is the source of this 564-nucleotide messenger RNA. RefSeq lists its product as uncharacterized. Gene Ontology annotation, cellular component: cytoplasm. The transcript has a single exon. Gene Ontology annotation, biological process: 'de novo' NAD+ biosynthetic process from L-tryptophan; quinolinate metabolic process. Bases 1 to 564 code for a protein of 187 amino acids. Gene Ontology annotation, molecular function: iron ion binding; 3-hydroxyanthranilate 3,4-dioxygenase activity. The record is from RefSeq and is a predicted model, not a curated record. Lineage: Eukaryota; Fungi; Ascomycota; Sordariomycetes; Diaporthales; Diaporthaceae.
AUGAACAGUGACUCAUCAGACCACAAGGCCCUCCCGCCACCGAUGGCCUUCGCCUCAUGGCUGAGCCAGAACGAGAACCUGCUGCAGCCCCCGGUCAACAACUACUGCCUCUUCAGCGGCAAGGACAUGGUGCUGAUGGUCGUGGGCGGGCCCAACACGCGCAACGACUACCACGUCAACGAGACCGAGGAGUGGUUCUACCAGCUCAAGGGCGCCAUGUGCCUCAAGGUCGUCGAGAAGGACGCCGCCGGCAACGACUUCUUCAAGGACGUCGAGAUCAAGGAGGGCGAGAUGUUCCUGCUCCCAGGGAACACCCCUCACAACCCCGUCCGCUUCGCCGACACCAUCGGGCUCGUCAUGGAGAGGGUCAGGCCCGAGGGCAGCCUGGACCGCCUGAGGUGGUACUGCAAGAAGGGCGGCCACGAGUUCCCCACCAUCAUCAGGGAGGAGGUCUUCCACUGCACCGACCUGGGCACGCAGCUCAAGCCGCUGAUCAACAACUGGAGGGAGAACGAGAGCGUGAGGAAGUGCCCGGCGUGUGGCCAGACCGAGGACCCCCAGUGA